CGUCAGCACACAAUCGCGUAAUUCAUUUCAAAACCAACAAUUGGAAAGUCAUAAAAAUGGCAUAUGAUGGCAAAGGACACCCCACAGUCCAUGAUUGGAGAAGCAAUACUGCUGCAUUACCGGGUCAUUUUGCGCAUCUGCCUUGGGCGACUGAAUGUGUCUUUGCCACGAAGAGACCAACUCCAGGAUUCACAGAUUUUCCAUUUUGGAAGGGUGCUCUUUAUCACUGGGGUAUUUCUCCUGAUCACAAAAGAUUUGAAUGUGAUGAUUUUGCUGUUGGUCGACAAUAUAAUACGCUUCAUCACGUGUUUGUCAGAGGCUGAAAAACACGAUUCUUUGCGUUGUGUCAAACUGGAGCCUAUUGUGACAUGGUGUGCCGCUUCUAUGAUUAGUUUAGAAUUAUGUCUACAUCUUUCAACUGAUUUUAGUGUGGAUGCUAUAGAUUGUUACGUGUUCUGCUAUGCUUUCUGUAAUGUAUUUAUGUUCCAACUAUUUUACGAAUCUAUUAGGCACACAAAUAUUGAUAAAUGGCUAAAAAAAAGAAAAUUUUAA
Messenger RNA from Corticium candelabrum, 552 nucleotides. RefSeq lists its product as uncharacterized. The record is from RefSeq and is a predicted model, not a curated record. The transcript is spliced from 2 exons. NCBI's taxonomy places the organism in Eukaryota, Metazoa, Porifera, Homoscleromorpha, Homosclerophorida, Plakinidae. Bases 64 to 552 code for a protein of 162 amino acids.